This is a messenger RNA of Impatiens glandulifera, 1553 nucleotides long. Its product is annotated as PHAF1 protein At3g51130. Lineage: Eukaryota; Viridiplantae; Streptophyta; Magnoliopsida; Ericales; Balsaminaceae. The record is from RefSeq and is a predicted model, not a curated record. Bases 180 to 1391 code for a protein of 403 amino acids. The transcript is spliced from 14 exons.
GGAGAAGAGGGUAACGUUUUUCGUAAGAGAUCGUUUGUUGGAUUCGCAGUCGUAUAAGAAACAAUCAUCAGAAGAAGAAGAAUUCGUAAAUCGGAUUUGAAGUCGUAUAAGAAACAAUCAGCAUCCGAAGAAUUCGUAGAUAAUACGGCGACUGACGACGAAACCAGAACGGAGAAGAUAUGUUGCAAAAACCCCGACGUAGGUGCGAGGGCAUGGCCAUGGGUGCCAUCGUAUUGGAUCUUCGUCCCGGUUUCGGAAUUGGACCUUUUUCCCUAGGAAUGCCGAUAUCUGAAGCUUUUGCUCAGAUUGAGCAACAACCUAACAUCUAUGAUGUUGUUCAUAUGAAAUAUCUAGACGAGGAGCCUUUAAAGCUCGAUAUAGUUUUAAGCUUCCCAGACCACGGCUUUCAUCUUCGUUUUGAUCCUUGGUCACAGAGGUUACGCUUAAUUGAAGUAUUUGAUGUCAAACGAUUACAAAUGCGAUACGCCUCUUCUCUCAUUGGGGGGCCGUCAACUCUGGCAACCUUUGUAGCCGUUUAUGCUCUUUUCGGACCCACGUUUCCUGGAAUGUAUGACAAUGAUAGAGGCAUUUAUACGCUUUUUUAUCCUGGGUUAUCAUUUGCCUUUCCUAUUCCUACCCAAUAUAUGGGUUGCUGUCUUAGCGGAGAAGCUGAACUACCGUUGGAAUUUCCUGAUGGCACUACUCCAGUUACGUGCCGUGUAUCUAUUUAUGAUAGCUCUGCAGGCAGCAAAGUUGGAGUAGGCUCCUUAAUGGACAAGGCUUCUGUUCCUCUGCAGCCUGCAGGCAGUCUUUACAUGGAAGAAGUACAUGUUAUGCUUGGGAAUGAAUUACGGUUUACUGUUGGUGGACAGCAUCUUCCAUUUGGUGCAUCACCACAGGAUGUAUGGACCGAGUUAGGUCGCCCUUGUGGGAUUCAUCAGAAACAGGUAGACCAGAUGGUGAUUCAUUCUUCCACUGAUCCUCGUCCAAGGACUACCCUUUGUGCCGACUAUUUCUACAAUUAUUUCAGCCGCGGCUUGGAUAUAUUGUUUGAUGGACAGACCCACAAGAUCAAGAAGUUUGUAUUGCAUACUAACUAUCCAGGGCAUGCGGAUUUUAAUACUUACAUGAAAUGCAAUUUCAUUCUCCAUAGUUCGGAUUUUGAUGGUUCAUGCAAUCCUGAAGGAAAAACUUCAAAGAACUGCAUUACUUCAAGCACAAAAUGGGAGCAAGUCAAGGACAUUCUGGGAGACUGUGGCCGUGCAGCUAUACAAACACAAGGAUCCGCCAGCAAUCCUUUUGGCUCUACUUUUGUCUAUGGUUAUCAGGAUGUGGCAUUUGAGGUUAUGAAGAAUGGUUAUAUUGCAACCUUGACCCUGUUCCAGUCAUAAUCAAAGUAUUCAUCAUCAUCCUCUUCUCUUCACAUAAACUUGGAAACAACCCACGCAUAGUAUGAUGAAGUUGUAGAAUGCUACAUUUCACCCUUUGUACAGUUGACUCCUGCAACAUGGAUUUAUUUAUUUCUAAAUAAAUAACAUGUCUUUCUGAAAUUA